AUGGAAUUCCUGAAAGAUUACAAUUUUGAGUUUAAGUACCAUUCACAUAAAGCCAAUGCAGUGGCAAAUGCUAUAAGUUGGAAAUCACUUCAUGUGUCUGGAUUGAUGAUUCAAGAACAUCAGUUGUUAUUAUCUUUGUUAAAAGUACAGCUUGAGGCAUUAGAUUAUACUUUGAAUGUAGUUUACUCGACCACAAUUUCCAAUGAAUUUUGGAAAGAAAUACAAGAAGCUCAGUUGCAAGACAAGUUUUUGUUGAAGGUACGAGACGAUAUAGAAGAAGGUCGUACUACUUUGUUUUGGUUCAGUGAUGACAGGUUCAUCCUGUAUAAAGACCAAAUUUGUAUACCUAUGGAUGAAGAUAUCAAAAGGAGAUUGUUAGAAGAAUCUUACCGAAGCAAAUAUACUAUACAUCUUGGUGUGACCAAGAUGUACUAUUACAUAAAGAAGUAUUGGUGGUUGCAAGUAUAUGAUUUUGUGUGGGUUGUAGUAGAUCGAUUGACGAAGUCAGCACACUUCUUGCCUAAUAAAACCACCUACAGUAUGGAAAAGUACACAAAGGUGUAUGUGAGAGAGGUGGUGAGAUUGCACGGUGUACCCAAGGAUAUAGUGUCAGAUAGAGAUCCCCAAUUUGCUUCGAUGUUCUAG
Prosopis cineraria is the source of this 645-nucleotide messenger RNA. RefSeq lists its product as uncharacterized. Lineage: Eukaryota; Viridiplantae; Streptophyta; Magnoliopsida; Fabales; Fabaceae. Bases 1 to 645 code for a protein of 214 amino acids. The record is from RefSeq and is a predicted model, not a curated record. Gene Ontology annotation, molecular function: nucleic acid binding. The transcript is spliced from 2 exons.